ACACCCACAGACUUCAGUACGGAUCUGAACCCAACGUGACUAAACAUGAACACCGCGAGGAUGUUGUCUCUUCUCAUCACUUUACUGCACAGUCCUGUCAGUCUGUCAGUGACAGUAAGCAGCAGUAAACCCAAAGUGGAGGUCCACGAGCACACAGAUGCUGUGCUCGCCUGUGAGUUCAGGACAGAGAAAGAUCAGAGCCCUCGAAUCGAGUGGAAGAAGAAAGGAAAGGGGGUGACAUUUGUGUACUUCAAUGGCAAAUUUACUGGGUCUUACGCAGGACGUGCAAAGAUAGAGGGAGCGACGCUGACAAUACACUCUGUUACUCAGAAAGACUCGGGGGAAUACCGCUGCGAGUUGACUGCCAGCGAGGACCACGUCAACCUCGGCGAGGCUACUGUAACCCUCAAUGUCCUCGUUCCCCCUCAUGUGCCGUCCUGCGAGGUGCCGAGCUCUGUGUUUGUGGGCUCAGGCCUGGAGCUCCUCUGUAAGGACAAACUCAGUGUGCCUCCUGCCACCUACCGCUGGUACAAAGACAACAAGGCUCUAAUGGCCACUGCAGAUUCUCCAUACAGCGUUGACACAAACAAGGGCACACUGAAGUUUAAGAGUGUGUCCAAAACAGAUGCAGGGAUGUACCGCUGUGAGUCCUCCAACAGUGCGGGGGCGCCUAAGAGCUGUGUGGCCCAACAUCUCAAAGUUAUUGAAUAUCCUUUGAAUAUGACGAUUUUGAUAGCAGGUGCUGCAGGUUUACUGGCGCUCGUUCUUUUCUGCUGCAUCUGUGUGUGUGUCUGCCUACGCCGAGGCUGCUGCAAGAAGGAUAAGAAAACAAAAAGCACCAAGUCCUACAACCCUCCUCCUCCUCCUCCCAUCCGCAAUCUCAAGCACUACAAACAAACUCAGUCCUUCAUGAUCUGAGGGUGAAACACUCUCACUUUGACUUCAAACCUCCCAAACGUAGUGUAAACGUACUGCGCAACAGACUGGAAAGUUCCUCAACUGAUGCCUUGCUUUUUGACAGCUGCUCAAUGCCUUCUGGGACGGACACAGACAGACAGAUCUUCAAAAACAAAGCGUUAAUCAAGAUUUUGCAAAAACCUUGUUGCUUUCUAAACAAUUGAAAGUGUUGACAGUUUGCAAGAUGGUUCCUAUUAUCAAAUAUUCUACAAAAUUACAUACUUGGCUGUAAAUUCAAGGUUUAACUCGGCUCUUUACAAUGCCAAAAUGUUGCGUUAUCAUAUAAUACUUGAGUGUGUCAAGAUGUUAAAAAUGUUUUUUUUUUAACAACUUUUUUAAAAACUCCUCCCAGACUCAAGGGGUCAAGUCCACCGCUUCACUUUAGGUUUUAGCUCUCUUGUGCCACCUAUAGACAAUUAAGUGUUAUUCAUCCACACUGAUUAUGGCAAAUAUUGUAUAAAGUGUAUCCUUGUUAUUGCCUUUCAUUUAUAUUUAGAUGCAGCUAGAUAUUCUUUUAUAUAGGUAUUUUUUCUCUUUGUCAUUUUUUAAUAUUUUUUAAAAACAAGUUUGUGCGUUGAUCUUAUAGUUGUUCUUCGCCUGUAUAAAUUCAAAUAAUGUGAAUUGAGCGACAAAAGAACAGGUGUCUGCACACACUGAAUGGUGCUCUGGAAGCUUUUAAAAUCCUUGAUUCUUGAUCAGGUUGCCAUUGUAAAUGAGAAAUUGUUCUCAAUCGGCUUGCCUGGUUAAAUAAAGGUUAAAUAAAAUUUAAAAAAAUUUUUGGUUGACAAGUCUGUCUCUUGAUCAAUAAAGAGAGAUACUUUUUUUAAAGCUUUUUUUUUUUUUAGCACAUUGGAAAUCAACCUGCAGUGUUUAUUGGCUUAUUGGAGGUAUUGAUCAAUGUCGUGUGUAAAUGCAUCUAUAUGUAUUUAAACAAUCUUCCAAAAGAUAUAUUUUACAAUGGAUCACAACAUUUUGUAGCCAGGCUAGCAACAUGGCUGAAAUAUGUUAACAACUAUUUAAUGGACUACUAUGACAUUUUGUAUGGAUGUCCAUGUUUCCCUCAGGAUGAACUGUAAU
Molecule: messenger RNA, 2034 nt
Organism: Micropterus dolomieu (smallmouth bass)
Lineage: Eukaryota; Metazoa; Chordata; Actinopteri; Centrarchiformes; Centrarchidae
Gene: jam2b
Product: junctional adhesion molecule 2b
Exons: 10
Coding region: 46-918 (290 amino acids)
Biological process (GO): leukocyte tethering or rolling
Cellular component (GO): tight junction; cell surface; protein complex involved in cell adhesion
Source: RefSeq, a predicted model, not a curated record